UAAAAGCACGCUCGUUCGCAGCGUAGCAUUUUACAAAUGGGAGAGACACUGAAUAAUACAAAUAAAAUUAAGUGUUUCAUUAUCCAAGCGUUACGUUAUUUAUGAUUGCGGGAUUGAGGGAACCGAGAGAGAAAUAAAGAAGAAAUAUGGAAAAUAUAAAUACCGCGAUUCUUGCAAUUCCAUUUCACAAUUGAGUCAGAGAGAGGAAUUAUCGGUAACGCUUGUGUCUCUCAUACUGCAUUUAAUAUUAUUAAACAAAGUAAACUUUAAAUGCAAUUAAUAAAACAUAAAUUACAAUAAGUAAUCAAAGGUGCAAUAAUUUUAAUCGAGUGUCGGAGGUGUUAAUAAAUUAUCAGAGUAUCAUAGAAAUAUUUGAUUGACUCUUUUGGCGCGUAACAGAGAUUACAAGAAUGGAUUUCAUUUCUUUGGCAAUAUUGACUCUUUGCAUUAUUGUAAUUUUUGAAAUUCUGUCGACAAUAUAUAAUCAGUAUACUAUUCGACAGAAAUUUAAAGACGUGCCCCAGGUCGAGGGACAUCCAAUUUUUGGCACGACAUUUAAGUUAAUGAAUCUGUCGGACUAUGAGCGUAUGAAAUGGUUUACAAAGUUCAUGUUGAAGAACUGCAAAGAAGGAGCAUUUGUACAAUGGGUUGGAGCUAAGCCUUUUAUUAGUGUGUUUAAACCAGAACAUUUAGAGCAUAUUUUUCCUAGCACCGUAAAUAUCACAAAGGGAUUGCCUUAUAGAAUGCUAGCACCAUGGUUAGGAAACGGACUUCUAACAUCUACAGGUAAACAAUGGUUUCAUGAUAGAAAACUCAUUGGGCCAACGUUCCAUUUCAGCAUAUUAGACCAAUUUGCUGUGGUCCAAUCUGAAAAAGCAGAGAUCCUAACAAAAUGUCUGGAAAAAAAAAUAGAGAAAGAUUCAGGAAAAGCUUUUGACAUUUUCCCAUUCAUUGUCAAUGCUGCUCUUGAUAUUAUCUGUGAAACGGCAAUGGGUGUGGAUAUACGCGCUCAAGAAGUCGAAACCGAAUACACAUCAACAGUACAUCAAGCAUCCAAGUUAGUAAUGCAACGACUUCUUCGACCAUGGUAUUGGAUUGACUGGUUAUACUAUUCAGUGUCUUCAGGAAAGCAGUUUAAAUCAGCAGUACAUAUAUUGCACGGAUUUACGAAACAGGUGAUACGUAAACGAAAAGCUGAACGGAAAUCACAAAACGGCUUUAUAAAAAUUGAAAAUGAGGACAAUGAAUUUAAUAUAGGUAAACGGAAAAGAAAAGCGUUCCUAGAUCUAUUGUUAGAUCAGAAUGAGAAAGACGACGCUCCCUUGACCGAUGAUGAAUUGAGAGCUCAAGUUGACACGUUUAUGUUUGAGGGACACGACACAACUGCAGUUGCGAUAACCUGGACACUCUUUCUUUUGGGCAAUAAUCUCGAGCAUCAGGAAAAAGUUCACGAAGAACUCGAGGAGAUUUUUGGAAAUUCGGAGACACCAGCCAGUGUAAAGGAAAUCACGCAACUAAAGUAUCUCGACAGAGUCAUAAAAGAGACGCUCCGACUAUUUCCUAGUGUACCUAUAAUCUUGAGGAAAUUAACGGAAGAUGUAAAAUUAGAUAAGUAUACUUUUCCGAAAGAUACUGAAGUCAUGUUGUCACUUAUAUUGACACAUCGGAACCCAGAGGUUUGGCCAGAACCCAUGAAGUUCGAUCCGGAUCGUUUUCUUCCGGAAAAUUCGAAGGGUAGGAAUCCGUAUGCCUACGUUCCGUUCAGCGCUGGACCGAGAAAUUGUAUAGGCCAAAGAUUCGCUCAACUCGAAGAGAAAAUCGUGUUGACUGCCAUCCUCAGAAAAUGGAGGGUAAAAAGCGUAAAAACGCUCGACAAUAUAAAAUACGGUGGCUCUCUGAUUUUGCGACCAAGCGAAGAAGUGCUCAUACAUUUUACACCGAAGAAAUGAACAGUUUGCUAGCAAAUAUACGUACGCUUCAUAUAAUGCAAUAUUUAUCAUUUUUUCUCAUUAAUCUUUUCAUAUAUUGUAUACUUUGUAUACUUUCAUAUAUUGUAUUCUAUAUUGUAUACUCGCAUAACGCAUAUAUUUUUGCAUACAUAUGCAUUUCAUCUUGUUUUAAUGUCAUUAUUAUUUUACUUUAUUAUUUACAUUGCUUUUAUGUGACAGUUUUGCUCGAAAGAGUAUAUGUUUGUCUGUGUGCUAUUUAUAUACGAUUUUAGUUGUGCGUAUAUAUAAGCACCCGAGUAUGUAUAAUGUGCGUGUGAAGCUCAUUUGUAUGCUCUUGUUUUUAUGUAUUUAAUUUUGUCAAUCUUAUUGCACUUAAUUUUUGUUACUAGCAGAGGCAUAAGUAUACACGGAAAAAACAAUUGUAUUAUAAUAUCUAAAAGUUUAACUAGAUACAGAUCAGAAAAUAAUUUUAUGUUUGACUAUCAAAAUAAUUAUAUAAAAUGUUCAAGCAGGAUGAUACUGAAAAAAAUGUUGACAGUCUAAUAACUAUCUUAAACGCCCAGUAUACAUUUUUAAAUGAUCCAACGUAAUUAUUUUUCGUGUAGCAGCAACUUGCUAGUGUCUCAAUUGUAUGUAUUUUCACACACUUUCUAAUUCUACUGUUACAAUUGUUUGUUUUCUAAUAUGUUAUUCUUGUAUAUUACAACAAAGAUUGUUAUUAUGUAUUGUAAUAUAUCUAUUAAAAAAAAAUCACAAAAAUCAAAUAAACAUAUCGAUAUUUAUCAGUGUA
Solenopsis invicta (red fire ant) is the source of this 2739-nucleotide messenger RNA. RefSeq names its product cytochrome P450 4C1. The record is from RefSeq and is a predicted model, not a curated record. Gene Ontology annotation, molecular function: heme binding; iron ion binding; oxidoreductase activity, acting on paired donors, with incorporation or reduction of molecular oxygen. NCBI's taxonomy places the organism in Eukaryota, Metazoa, Arthropoda, Insecta, Hymenoptera, Formicidae. The transcript is spliced from 12 exons. Bases 411 to 1949 code for a protein of 512 amino acids.